Messenger RNA from Daucus carota subsp. sativus, 1720 nucleotides. RefSeq names its product ammonium transporter 2 member 5. Lineage: Eukaryota; Viridiplantae; Streptophyta; Magnoliopsida; Apiales; Apiaceae. Bases 53 to 1417 code for a protein of 454 amino acids. The record is from RefSeq and is a predicted model, not a curated record. The transcript is spliced from 3 exons. Gene Ontology annotation, biological process: ammonium transmembrane transport. Gene Ontology annotation, molecular function: ammonium channel activity. Gene Ontology annotation, cellular component: plasma membrane.
UUGUAUUAAAUUAGGCCAAUGCACUUUCUCUAACACUUGAACAAUACACAGCAUGUCUAAUUUUACCUUACCCCUGAACUUGGCGCCUAAUGAAUCGAGUCCGGAAUGGAUGAACAAGGCUGAUAAUGCAUGGCAACUUGUUGCAGCAACUAUGGUUGGUCUGCAGAGCGUGCCUGGCCUUAUAAUUCUUUACGGAGGAGCUGUCAAGAAGAAAUGGGCCGUGAAUUCGGCUUUUAUGGCACUAUAUGCAUUUGCAUGUGUGCUUGUUUGUUGGGUAUGCUGGGGGUAUAGGCUUUCCUUUGGCGAAAAAUUUAUUCCUGUCUGGGGACAAGUUAAUGUUGCAUUGAAUCAAGAGUAUCUUCUGGGGCCGGCUUUUUCGGGGGCCUUUCCUGUUUCGACGAUGGUGUUUUUUCAGUUUGUUUUUGCGGCCAUUACUUUGAUUUUGAUUGCUGGGGCCUUGUUGGGGCGCAUGAAUUUCUAUGCUUGGAUGCUGUUUGUGCCCUUGUGGCUAACGUUUUCGUAUACAUUUGUAGCGUUUUCGAUCUGGUCACUUGAAGGGUGGCUGGCACUUAAAGGCAUUAUUGACUAUUCUGGUGGUUAUGUCAUUCACUUGUCUUCUGGAGUUGCUGGUUUCACAGCUGCAUAUUGGGUCGGUCCUAGAUUAACCAAAGACAGGGAAAGAUUUCCUCCAAACAACAUAAUACUGAUGUUGGCUGGAGCAGGACUUCUGUGGAUGGGGUGGACUGGUUUCAAUGGCGGUGACCCCUACAGUGUCAGUACGGAUGCUUCGUUGGCUGUUUUGAACACUCAUAUUUGUGCUGCGACAAGUUUGUUGACCUGGCUUUUUUUGGAUAUUAUAUUUUUUCGAAAAGCUUCUGUAAUUGGCGCUGUUCAAGGCAUGAUCACUGGUCUAGUUUGCAUCACUCCUGCAGCCGGUGUUGUAGAAGGAUGGGCCGCAAUAAUCAUGGGAAUUUGCUCUGGCUCGAUCCCCUGGUUCACGAUGAUGGUUGUGCACAAAAGAUCAGAACUUCUACAAAGAGUUGAUGACACGAUGGCAGUGUUUCACACACACGCCAUAGCUGGCUGCCUUGGUGGAAUUCUCACUGGUCUCUUUGCAAAGCCUUCCUUAUGCAACUUGUUCUAUGCAAAAUAUGCGCACUAUGUAGGCCUUUUCUACGGUUUUAGGGAAGGAAGGGUUCAUGCCGGAUUUAGACAAAUAGGAAUCCAGCUUCUUGGUAUUCUUUUUGUUGUGGUUGUUAAUGUUGUUGUUACAAGUUUGGUAUGUCUUUUGGUUCAACUCAUCUUCCCAUUGAGAAUGUCCGAUGAAGAUAUGGAGGUCGGAGAUGAUGCUAUCCAUGGAGAAGAAGCUUAUGCUAUAUGGGGAGACGGUGAGAAGCUUGAUGCUGCAAGUUACUAGACUCUGGCUUAAAUUCAACUUGGCUUUGUAUUCAAAAUUUGGACUAAGAACUAUAAAACUUAGUUUCAUCUUGAACCAAAUUGUAUCUCUGUUUCGACUUAUUGAACCCUACAUCAGCCAAAUUGGCUGGCAAGGAUCACAUUAGUUGCGUUCACUCUUUGGUAAUUCAUGUCAAGAGAGCUUACUUUUUAAUAAUCCAUUGGGAUCAAUAGGAAUAAAAUUCUGGCGAAUUUGACUCAACAAGAUAUGUAUUCUUCAUAUUCACUGUAACAAGAUGAGCAAUGUGACCGAAUGCUUUCUUCA